Baudoinia panamericana UAMH 10762 is the source of this 410-nucleotide messenger RNA. RefSeq lists its product as uncharacterized. The record is from RefSeq and is a predicted model, not a curated record. Bases 85 to 318 code for a protein of 77 amino acids. The transcript has a single exon. NCBI's taxonomy places the organism in Eukaryota, Fungi, Ascomycota, Dothideomycetes, Mycosphaerellales, Teratosphaeriaceae.
UGAUACCCUUCUGAUGGACUGUUGUGGCGGCUGUACGCUCUGACGGAGCGGGGCGAGGCAAUAUGGGCGGGAUUCAUCUGCUUAAUGGGAAGGAAGCUGCAAUAUGGGAUGCUGCAGGGUGUGGGAGGAGGGGCGCUGAAGGGAUAUGACGACAGCUCUGAUCCCCGCUGCAAUAUGGCAUGGAGGUCUCCCUUUAUGGAAACGAAAUGGAUCUGCUCACGCGACACGCCUCGACAUUGCACGCGUUUCCUAUUGAAGAUGGUCGAUCCAUGUUUGCGUGGCCUAGUACAUGCUUACACUACGCAGAUGCUGGCAUAGCGAUGAAGGGAGCGGUAUAUAGCGACUGUGAUCGAGCUUCGCAAUAGACUAGCAAUCUGACCUCACCGUCGCCGGUUAUACCCCGAGGCGGG